Molecule: messenger RNA, 4307 nt
Organism: Sceloporus undulatus (fence lizard)
Lineage: Eukaryota; Metazoa; Chordata; Lepidosauria; Squamata; Phrynosomatidae
Gene: OIT3
Product: oncoprotein induced transcript 3
Exons: 9
Coding region: 134-1813 (559 amino acids)
Molecular function (GO): calcium ion binding
Source: RefSeq, a predicted model, not a curated record
UCUGAUAAAGCCCCAAGUUUCCUGAACAGUCUCUUUCUUCAUGUGAGCUUGGUUCCAAACUCCAAAACAUACCAGACUGGAGAUACAUCCUGGUGAAUCCAUUCUGUGGACUUAACAAGGUUAUUUUGUUAGCAUGCACUGCCCUUGUCAGAGGGGGAUUUUUCUGCUUCUCAUUUUGUCCUUCUGCCUCCAUGCCAAAGCACAGCCCUUACAGGAGAAUACAGUGGCUCUUGAUCCUUGCUCUGCUUACAUCAGUCUGAAUGAACCUUGGAGGAACACUGAAAAUCAGUUCAAUGGCUCUAUCGACCAACCUGAGUGUGACAGCCAUGUUGAUGGAGAGUGGUAUCGCUUCACAGGGAUGGCUGGUGAUGCCAUGCCUACCUUCUGCAUCCCGGAGAACCACUGUGGAACUCAUGCCCCAAUCUGGUUGAAUGGCAGCCACCCUCAUGAGUCAGAUGGCAUUGUCCAAAGACAAGCUUGUGCAACCUUCAAUGGAAACUGCUGCCUGUGGAACACAACGGUUGAAGUCAAGGCAUGCCCAGGGGGCUAUUAUGUCUACCAUUUAACCAAGCCCAGUGUCUGCUACCAUGCCUACUGUGGACAUUUCUAUGACAUCUGUGAUGUGGUUGAUUGCCGGGGCUCUUGUCUGGAUACUGGAGAUUGCCUGUGCUCUUUAGGGACAAUACUGGGACCAGAUGGACAGACCUGCCUGGAUGAAAAUGAAUGUGAAAGGAACAAUGGAGGCUGCAGCGAGCUGUGCAUAAACUUGAAGAAUUCCUACCGUUGUGAGUGUGGUGUUGGACAUGAUCUGGGGGAAGAUGGAAAGACCUGUGAGGAGAAUGAAGGGUGUCACAAGAACAAUGGAGGCUGCAGCCAUACUUGCAUCACAGUGAAAAACAGCUACCAGUGUGAGUGUCCACGGGGCCUGGUUUUGUCAGAAGACAGGCACACCUGCCAAGUCCCAGUCUUAUGCAAAUCCACCUCCAUAGAAGUCAACAUCCCAAAGGAUCUGGUUGGAGGCAUGGACCUGUCACUCAUUAAUGGUUCCUGCAAAGGAGUAUCCAAUGGCACGCAUGUCAACAUUAUCUUCUCCCUGAAAUCUUGUGGUACCACUAUAAGUAUAGCCAAUGACAAAAUCGUUGCCUCAAAUAUGGUGACUGGCUUGCCAAAGCAGACCCCUGGCAGUAACGGUGACAUUAUUGUCCGCACUGGCAAGCUGUUGAUUCCUGUAACUUGUGAAUUCCCUCGCCACUACACCAUCUCAGAGGGCUACAUCCCAAACAUUAAGAACUCACCACUGGAGAUCAUGGGCCACAACCAGGGUGUCUUCCCAUUUACUCUUGAGAUAUUCAAAGACAACGGGUUUCAUGAAUCCUACCGGGACACUCUCCCCACCCUUAAACUCCGAGAUUCCUUGUAUUUUGGGAUUGAGCCUUUGGUGCAUGUGAGUGGUUUGGAGACACUGGUGGAGAGUUGUUUUGCAACGCCAACAUCCAAAGCUGAUGAAGUCCUGAAGUACUACUUAAUUCAAGAUGGUUGCGUGUCUGAUGAGUCUGUGAAGCAAUACACAUCGAAGGAUCAUCUUGCCAAGCAUUUCCAGGUCCCAGUGUUCAAAUUUGUGGGGAAGGACAACAAGGAAGUAUUCUUGCACUGCCAUGUCCUGGUAUGUGGGGUGACAGAUGAGAGGUCUCGUUGUGCACAGGGGUGCCGCAGACGGAUGCGCAGAUGGGCUGAGACCGAGGAAGAGGAAGCUGGUCACUUGGAUAAUCACAUCCUGACAGGGGGUCCAAUUAGAAUUGAUAUAGAGGAGUAGGUCUGUCUUGUGAACAUGCUGUCCCACAGACACUGUCUCCUAUUCUUCCUUAAACAGUGACAACAGUCACAGUUAGACAAAAUUCAUGUAAUUAUUGUGGGGGGUUUUGUUGGUUUGUUUUUUUGCUGUUGAAAGCCUGUGAUCCACUUUGUUGAGGUCAAAAGAGAGGCAGUCUGCAUCCAAAUGGUAUUGGAUGGUAAUAAUGGUAUUAAAUGAUUACAAUUACAAAAGCAAAAUGGUACCCACUUCUGUUAGAAAUGAUUUAUUCAAAAAGCAUACAGAAUAUUUAGAUAAUCAAAGUUCCAUAUAAAUAGGAGUUCUGAGUUUUACAAGGCUACACUGAGAUGUGGGACGUCGAUGGGGUCUCUUUCAUGCUAAUAGCACUUUAAUGCCAUUUUGACAUGGCUACGUCCUACAGAAUUCAGGAUUUGUAGUUUUCUGGUGUUAGGAUUUUCUUCCAGAGAGUUCUUCUUCUUGAUGUUGUUGUUGUUGUUCAUCUUCAAGUCAUUUCUGACUUAAGGAGACCCUAAAGCAGUUCUCCUUAGGGUCACCAUCAAUCGGAAGCAACUUGAAGGUAGACAACAACAAGAAAAGUCUUGCAGAGAAUCCUAACUACAUCAGAAAACUACAGAUCCCACAAUUCCAUAGGAUAUAGCCUUGGCAAAUUAAAGCAGCAUUAUAGUACUACUGUUGUGUUGUGUGAAAGAGGUCCUAAUUAAGGGACACUAGUUAGAGUUACCCACAAAUGGAAAAAUUGUGGCCCAUCCAGAUGUUUCACCAUUGCCCAAGAUGGCUAGGAGAGAUAUAUAACUGGUAUAACUGGAGUUCAAGAACAUCUGGAAGGCAACUGUUUCCCCAGCCCUGCAAUAUACCACCAGCUUAAACUGGCACUUUAUCAUUUGUUAAGUGCUGAAAUCAACACAACUGGUUUGGGUAGAUCUGGACAUUGUGAACCACUUGUUUCAACAGAAAAGUUCCUUUUUUUGGACUUCAGCUUACAGAAUUCUGGAAACUGCAGUGCAAAAAAUAAACUUUUUAAGUCUGUAUUUCAACUUAUGGAAAGAUUAGACAUCACAAAGAAAUCUUCCAAGAGUGAGGUGAGCCAAGGACACAGUAAUUUGCAAUCCAGAGAAUUGCUGAGACCUUCUAUAACAUCACAUUUACAUGCACAUAUCCAAAUGUCAGCAUGGCUGAGUUCACCUUGCCUGUAAAAGAUGGCAGUGUAACCACUGAAGCUGACAAGAUGGUUCUGAGUUACUGAAUUUACUGAAGAGGAAACAGUGACAUUUAGUUCUUGUUCUUUCUACAGUAUUUUUUUAAAAAAUACUUUGAGGGUGAAUUUGGGAAUCUACCAAAAUAGUCCUGAUUUUACACUGGGUCUUAUUCUGUCCCCUAGAAGUUGUCACUGCACUUUCUCUCUAAAAUUUGGGGGAUCUUUGAGAAAGGAGUAGAUGCAAGUCUAAAGCCCAGUUUGCACUCUUUCUCGGCAAUAAUUCAGACAUGUACAGUAUGCAUCCAAAGUAUAUCACCUGUGGAUGGGGGGGGGAUGUUUGGAAGCAAAUGCUGAUGAUUACAGUGAUCAAAAUGACACCUAUUUUAGCUUGCCAAAUAGGUGUUGGUAAAAGCUGUACCAUGGAUUAUACCAGACAAGUUUUGAUAUCCUUCUGGUGUUCCUUUUAACCCUUUCUUGGUUCACAGAGCAUUUAGCUUGUGCAUUUUUUUUUUUUUGAUCAGCCAGCUGUUGUUCUGUUGUCAUGCACAAUUAUAGUGAACAGUUUAAAACGAUGUUGACAGGAUAGCAAACUGAAGAACACAGCAAGCAUUCCUCUUGAGGGAGGGUACACAGAUCUCAGAAUAGCAUGCCGUGUGAAAACAGGGAAGAAAUGUGCUUUAGUUAUGGGGUCAUGGGGAAGAAUCAAAGACGCAAGGCAAGUAUAGUGCAAUAGUGUAUUCAAACAAUGUAGGCACUAUUACUGCAAUGCAAGAACUUGGAGAGUUUCAGAAAAUCACAAGUUCAGUAGUGAGAUUUAGUUGCAGCAGGUUAUGCUUUGAAUAGGAAUUUCAGUGCUUUUUAACCAAAAAAAUUUUUUUCACAAUCAAAAUGGGCAAAAUGUGAGUGACAUUUCUAUUUGGAACAAUGACAGUUUGAUAAAAACCAAAAGCACAAAAUGCAGUAAUCUGCAAUGUCUAAGGGAUACAUUUUGGAAGAAUAGUGAUUUUAAAUAUAUAUAUGGUUAUACUACCUGAUGUUGUAAAAUAAUAGUAAUUAUAAGUAGCUAGAACUGACCUUCAAAAAUGUUAUUGGCAAUCUCUAAUGUUGUUUUGAACUAUAUAUGUAAUUUAAUAGAAGUUAGUUUUACAACUGCCUGAAGGUUAAACUUUGCUCACACUCAGUAUAACAUUGAUUCUUUCUUGUUGGUUUUGGGGGUACAUAAUGUGGUUUUUUAAACGUGAUUUUAUGUCUUCAUGGAAAUAAAAUUAAUGACCAUUUUAA